Molecule: messenger RNA, 1670 nt
Organism: Rhinolophus ferrumequinum (greater horseshoe bat)
Lineage: Eukaryota; Metazoa; Chordata; Mammalia; Chiroptera; Rhinolophidae
Gene: GOLM1
Product: golgi membrane protein 1
Exons: 10
Coding region: 172-1389 (405 amino acids)
Cellular component (GO): Golgi apparatus
Source: RefSeq, a predicted model, not a curated record
CGCGGCGCUGGAUGCUGCGCGGGGCGCACGGCGGGGAGCCGGCGGGAGCGCGAGGCCGGCGGUGGCGGCGGCGGCGGCGGCGGGAGAGCGGCCGGGUGGUCUGAGAGCCAGCCUUGCAACGCCCAGCGGCCACUGGAGCCGCGGCAGGAGAUUCUCAGCCUGGCCUUUGAGAUGAUGGGACUGGGAAACGGGCGUCGGACCAUGAAGUCGCCGCCCCUUGUGCUGGCCGCCCUGGUGGCCUGUGUCAUUGUCUUGGGCUUCAACUACUGGAUCGCGAGCUCCCGGAGCGUGGAUCUCCAGACUCGAAUCAUGGAGCUGGAAGGCAGGGUCCGCAGGGCGGCCGCCGAGAGAGGUGCCGUGGAGCUGAAAAAGAAUGAGUUUCAGGGAGAGCUGGAGAAGCAACGGGAACAGCUCGACAAAAUCCAGUCCAGCCACAACUUUCAGAUGGAGAGUGUCAACAAGCUACACCAGGAUGAAAAGGCAGUUUUAGUGAAUAAUAUCACCACAAGCGAAAGGCUCAUCAGAACCCUGCAAGACCAGUUAAAGGCCCUGCAGAAGAAUUAUGGCAAGCUGCAGCAGGAUGUCCUCCAGUUUCAAAAGAACCAGACCAACCUGGAGAGGAAGUUCUCCUACGACCUGAGCCAGUGCAUCAAUCAGAUGAAAGAGGUGAAGGAGCAGUGUGAGGAGCGGAUAGAAGAAGUCACCAAAAAGGGAAACGAAGCUGUAGUUUCCAGAGACCUAAGUGAAAAAAGAGACCAAGGCCAGCAGCUCCAGGCUCCCAGUGAGCCUCAGCCAAGGUCGCAGGACGCAGGCCUGGCCCGGGCAGAGGUGCCGAAAGCAAAAGAAAACAUGCCCAGUAACGGUGAGCCCCAGACACCAGCCCCCAGUUCUGAGGCGGCUGUGGAUUUGAAGAGACAGGGUGAGAAAGAGGAAACCAAUGACAUUCAGGUCAUCAGUGAGGAGGAGCUCCGAAGGGACAGGCUGGGGCUGCCCCCUGAACCAGACCCAAAGCUGGCUGUGGAAGAAGACAGACAAGCGAGCGAAAGAGGCCUGGGGGGUGCUGGAGACCUUGGCCGAACCCCACAGGUACCAGCCGCCCUGUUGAUGAGCCAGGAAAAUCAGGAGGCAGAGGACCCUGAGCGGGACCAGCUCGUCAUCCGGGAUGGGCAGGAGGAGGAGCAGGAUGCUGACGAGGAAGGGAGAAACCAGCAAAAGCUGGAAGGAGAUGAUGAUUACAGCAUGGAUGAAAAUGAAGCCGAAUCUGAAACAGACAAGCAGGCAGCCCUUGCAGGGAAUGACAGAAAUGUAAACGUUUUUAAUGCUGAAAAUCAGAGAAGAGACAUGAUACAUUUACUUGAUGAGCGUGAAAAGAGGAAUCACACACUCUGAAUCAAACUGGAAUCACAUACCUCGUGUCAGGAUUGAACAGAGCUCACUACAAAAUAGAUCACGAAAGACUGAAUACUGUGAAAUGUACUAAGUAGAAUUUUCAUCUAAGGAUGAUUAUUGGGGAAUUUUAGUAUGUACUUUAUGUAGGAAAAUGAGAUUAUCUUUUAGACAUUUUGGGGGGUUACUUUUGAAGCAUCUGUAUUAAAGAUACUAAAAUUUGUUGGCUAAUAGGUAUUUCAUGAGAAGAUCAGCACCAAAAAUAGUUCUUCUUCAAGUAUAGU